AUGCGGACAUUGUGGACGAUUUUGGCGCUGCUUGGACUGGCCCUACUGUGCUGCAGUAUGCCGUCGGGAUGGUAUGGUGGAGAAGAGGCGCCUUACCUCUUCAAGCGUGACCUCUAUGGCGAAUUUUCACCCAACGCUGAUCUACGUGCACGCCUUAUGAGCCUCGUUUCGGACAACAAGUUGCUCUCGGCACAACGCCUCGGU
This is a messenger RNA of Mesorhabditis spiculigera, 204 nucleotides long. NCBI's taxonomy places the organism in Eukaryota, Metazoa, Nematoda, Chromadorea, Rhabditida, Rhabditidae. The record is from the annotation of a GenBank genome assembly.